Xyrauchen texanus (razorback sucker) is the source of this 2234-nucleotide messenger RNA. RefSeq names its product phytanoyl-CoA 2-hydroxylase interacting protein-like a (gene phyhipla). NCBI's taxonomy places the organism in Eukaryota, Metazoa, Chordata, Actinopteri, Cypriniformes, Catostomidae. Gene Ontology annotation, molecular function: protein binding. The transcript is spliced from 6 exons. Bases 202 to 1332 code for a protein of 376 amino acids. The record is from RefSeq and is a predicted model, not a curated record. Gene Ontology annotation, cellular component: cytoplasm.
CUCGUUACAUAACGCGUCACUGAGUGCGUCGUCCGUUCAUUCACGUUUACCCGUUAUCCUGCCACCUGACACACCGUGACGUGGUUUCCAUCGCAACGCCAGGGGAAAGAAUAGAGAGACAGCUGGGUCAACACAGAGCACCAUACUCUCCCUCUUUUCUGAAGAAUAUUUCCAAAGAGAUAUCCACGCGCCUCUGAAGACAUGGAGGCGCCGGGUUUGGCACACGGGAUCGCGAGCCCUCUGAGCUCGCGCGAGGGCAUGAUUAAGAACGUGAGCCUGGAGUCGCUCCAGCUGUGCGAGAGAGACGGUAAACCAGAGGACAGUGGUGUUGUAAGAAUGGAGGAGUUACCUGUUCCUCGCAAUAUCAAGAUCAGUAACAUCACCUGUGACUCCUUUAAGAUUUGUUGGGACCUGGACCCUCACACCACAGAGAAGAUCACACAUUACUUCAUUGACCUUAACAAAAAGGAGAACAAGAACUCAAACAAAUUCAAACACAAGGACGUGCCUACAAAGCUUGUUGCUAAGGCGGUCCCGUUGCCCAUGACAGUGCGAGGACAUUGGUUCCUGAGUCCACGGACAGAGUACACAGUUGCCGUGCAAACAGCAUCCAAGCAGAGUGAUGGAGACUAUGCCAUAUCAGAAUGGAGUGAUAUUGUCGAAUUCUGUACAGCAGAUUAUUCAUCAGUGCAUUUGACGCAGCUUUUGCAGAAGGCUGAAGUGAUUGCUGGCAGGAUGCUCAAGUUCUCUGUCUUUUACCGAAAUCAGCAUGAGGAGUACUUUCAUCACUGCAGAGAUGUGCUUAGAGGUCAAAUGAUGCCUUCGGUAAAGGACAACAGUGGUAGUCAUGGCUCCCCUCUGAGUGGUAAACUGGAGGGGAUUGUCUUCAGUUGCAACACUGAGUUUAACACAGGUGAGCCCCCGCAGGAUUCACCAUAUGGCCGCUUCCGUUUCCAGGUGCCCGCCGAGGCCCUGUUCACCCCUGAAACCCGUCUCUACUUUGGGGACUUCUACUGCAUGUAUACUGCCUAUCAUUAUGUAAUCCUGGUACUGGCUCCUCGUGGCUCGCCUGGAGACCUGUACUGCACUGAACGCCUUCCUGAGCUAGAUAUGACGAACAACCACUUUCUGACACGUGUGUGUGGAGACGAUGGGCGUGUGGAGUUUCGGCACGCACAGGACGUGAUUCUGGAGCUGAUUUAUACUGAUCCGGUUCCACUAACACUGGGGACUGUCUCUCAGAUAAGUGGCCACCAGCAGAUGAGCUUGUCCACUGUCAAUGCCAAGAAAGACCCCAGCUGCAAAACAUGCAACAUCAGUGUUGGCCGCUAACCUGCAUACACUUUCUCACACACACAUAUACAUACAGAAACCCACACUAACCCCACCCCAAUUGUACACAUGAGCCCUCCAACUGGACAAAUGAGAUCUGAAAUCUUAGAAUGAUACAUUACAGAACCAGACACAGAACUCUAAGUCAAGUGACACAAGAAUCCUCCAAACAUGGUCAUGUGGGGCUUAAAAACCCUUUUGACCACCCAGAGAUAUUGCUGGAAAAAAGCAUUGAGGAUAUUCAAUCUAUGCUCUCAAUAUGGAAGUCUCUUUCUGCCACAUAAAAAAAAAAAUAUUUGUGCUUUGUAUGCACUUUGACAUACAAAGUCAUAAUUUUAAAUAAAAAGUCAAAUAUUUUAGAUAAAAAGUCAAAAUGAUCAGAUAAAAAAGUCAAAAUUACAACAUAAUAAGUCGUAAUUUCGAGAUCAAAAGACAUCAUUUCGAAAUAUUGAAUUGUGAAUUGGUAUAGAUGGCAAGUAUGGUUCUUUACGCAACGUUCCUUAAGGCCAAGGUGAGUCACCAUUAUUACCCAAGUAAGUCAUAAAAUUUGCAUUAGACACCCAUUUAAAUAUUGAAUUUAUAGCUAACAUUUGAGAAGGGGUCAUUUUUACACAUUUUGCAAUUAGAAGUGGGAAUUGAUCAACAUUGAUCAUUUAUAUCCAAAAUGUGAUUGACGAUAUUACGGUAUAAAUACUUGCAUUUACGAUAUAAAUACUUGCGUAAUAAUGGUGACUCACCUUGGCCUUAAGGAACGUUGCGCGGAGAACCAUGCUUGCCAUCUUUACCAAUUCGCAAUUUAAUGUUUUCUCAUAUCUCUAAAUGAUGACUUAGUAUGUCGUAAUUUGGACUUUUCAUUUUAAAAUCUUAACUUUUAUUUCAAACUUUUAACUUUUUAUCUCAAA